AUGACUUUUACACCCAUCGACCCGCCCCGGUGUGCCCAUUAUGCACGGUUUGCAUCCCACCUUGAGAGGUGGCAGUUCGAUCUGGUCUACUGGCCCCUCUUCAUCUUCAAUCUGUUCAUUCUCUUUGUGCGCUAUGGGUAUUCGAGGCAGCUCGAAAAGAAAGCACUGGUCGUGCGAUGCAUUCUCAUCACCUGCGGAUGCAUCUCUCUUUCCGUCGUCACGGUCGUCAUGGAGGUCUUUGCUCUGCUCGCUCUCCAGUUCUGCGAUGGCGAGGACCUCAUGUCUCUUUACUGGUCGACCUGGACCAUGAUCCAGGUUGGCUCGUUGAUCGCCGUGUGCGGCAUCGUCCUCGCGUUGAUGCACACCCUGCGAGAACGCAAGAACCCUCCCUGGGCGCUCGCGCUCGGUACGCCCGUCCUUGUCGUGGCAGGCCUGUUCAAUUUCAUGCAGUCGUGUAUCUCAAGGCGAAUCAGCGAGGCCAAGGACAAUUCCAAGGCCAAGAGCAUCAGAAAGAGCAGCAGGAGCGGAGACGUCGAAGACGGUACUCUCCCGAUGAGCCAGGUCAACACGCUUCAGGUCGACUCAGAUGAGGACUACAACUACGGUACUGAGGGAGCCGAGAUUAUCGGUCUCACCCUUGAGGGCGGACCCAUCAUCCACUUCAAGCAGGCCGUGCCCUACACGCUGCCCGACCAUACCCAAAUCCUCGGCCGCUGCCAAAACGACAAGCCCAUCGUCAUCUGCCGCAAGGACGGCUUCCAGCUCAUCUACAACGGAGAGCUGCAAAAGGGCCAGAAGCAGAACGAGUCGUCAUCGCAGGGCACUGCCAGCAAGCACGGUUGA
Molecule: messenger RNA, 843 nt
Organism: Verticillium alfalfae VaMs.102
Lineage: Eukaryota; Fungi; Ascomycota; Sordariomycetes; Glomerellales; Plectosphaerellaceae
Exons: 4
Coding region: 1-843 (280 amino acids)
Source: RefSeq, a predicted model, not a curated record